Molecule: messenger RNA, 1413 nt
Organism: Rhodotorula toruloides NP11
Lineage: Eukaryota; Fungi; Basidiomycota; Microbotryomycetes; Sporidiobolales; Sporidiobolaceae
Exons: 4
Coding region: 1-1413 (470 amino acids)
Source: RefSeq, a predicted model, not a curated record
AUGGUCGGAAGUACUGCUGAGAAUACCUCUUCAGCCGCUGCGACUGCUCGCCAGGCCCACGACGCGCCGCCUGAUUUGCCCACCCCGGAACCUGGUGCUGGAGGCGCGAGCACGAGCGGCGACCACGACGAAGCCAUAGCGAGCGGUCAGCACCGGACCAGCCUCCUCGACUUGUCCGACGAACUCCUCCACCGCAUUUUCGCCGAGGUCCUGGCACUCGAGAACGCCCCAGUCCACGAGGAUGACCGGUUCGGACGCAUCCGUGUCAACAAGCGCAUCUGGAGGAUCGGACUUCCUAUCUGGACGCGAUUCUUGAGGAUCGCAUCCUAUUCGGUGGCAUCCUCCGACCGCAAUCUCGCCAUCCUUGCGCAAGACGAGCGAUUGCACGACUCCGUUCGACAAGUUGCCUUGUCUAUGAACAGCGACGGCCCGCGCCGACUUGGGCUGAUAGUUGUGGCUCGACUCCCGCACCUCGCCGACCUUUGUCUCCAGAUGAUGGGAGACGUGUUCGAACAUCCCGUUGACGUCUACCUCGACAUCAUCGGCGACAUGCCGUCUCUGGCGCGCUUCCGCUUCGAAGCCGACGGGGAGAUCGUCGUCCGAGCACGCCGCUCAACGUUCCGCGCUCUAAGGUGUCUCGACGUAUUUGGCGGAUCGGUCGCUCAGAGCAUUCUGGAAGCCCGCGGUAUGGGUCUCGUCAAGCUGAGGGUCACCCUGUUUUCCGACUCGGCCGUGCCCGUCAUCCCGUGGGCGAGCCUUGCAAGCUUCUGUCUGGCGGGGUCCAUUGCGAACGAACAGGCGGCGUGGCGGCUUUUGGCUCCUUUGAAAGAGCUCCACAGCAGGGGCAAACUCGGAUCGGUUGGCCUUACGACGCUCGCUGUCGACUUGACGGACACAGGCAAAUCGACGGCUAUAGUCUUCAUUGCGGCGGUGUUCUCGCUCAUCGAUCAAACCGCGCUCAAGCACAUCGACUUGGCGACGAGCAAGGACUUCAGCUGGAUGUCGCUGAAGGAAGCUGGGGUGGUUAUUGCGACGGUGCAGAGCCUAAGGUUCGACGGUCCGUCAAAUGAUGGCCUUUCAGACGUCGACCAUUGGAGCCAGCUGGCACGCCUUCUUUCGUUCUUCCCGAACUUGAUCCGCCUCGAGGUCACCAGAUCAACCUUCAACUCUUUUCCUGCGUUCCAAGGAAUGGUGAAUCCCGCCGCACUCACUCCACCGUACGUCGCCGAACACUUUCCCGUCCUCUCCGCCAUCCUGCAGUACCUGCGCUACAGGGCGCCCUUUCGCGCGCUCGUCAUAAGUCGGUACGAUCAAGAGAUCCGAGCAACACGAGCUGGACCCGACGACGACUUCAAGCUCGAGAGAUGGCACAUCUCCGCAGCGGAACACGACAUGUUCCUCGACAUCUUCUGA